This is a messenger RNA of Glycine soja, 609 nucleotides long. RefSeq lists its product as uncharacterized. The record is from RefSeq and is a predicted model, not a curated record. The coding region runs from base 105 to 605 and encodes 166 amino acids. The transcript is spliced from 5 exons. NCBI's taxonomy places the organism in Eukaryota, Viridiplantae, Streptophyta, Magnoliopsida, Fabales, Fabaceae.
AUUGUGAGUGCAAAACGAAGGUGAGUGCAAAUAAGAGGAGUACCGCUUCAAGCUUGCUACACUUUCACCCUUCAAGGAGGAAUUCCAAAAGGUACGUAAUAAGGAUGACUCAUUCCUUAAAUGUUGGUGAACCUAUACAUGCAACACCAAUAUCCUUUUGCAUUCCUACUAACUAUGACAUUGAUCGUGACGAUGGUGUUGAGAACCCCAAAAAUGAGAAUGAAACCCCACCUACGACGACACAAAAUUCAAAGUCAAAAAGAGGAAGACCUUUCAAAUCACCACCUGAAUCGAUUAAAAAUUGGUAUGUUAUACGCAAAGAACGAAAGAUCGGUAAAAGGUUCGAUACGACUUAUAUUCAUAAGGAGACACGCUUUCGGUGUCGGUCUUUGAAGGAGAUUAAGAAUUACGAGAAAUAUGGAAGUCUUCCUCGACGUCACAAAGUUAAAACACAAGACAAAGAAGAAAGCGAUAACAAAACCAAAAAUGAAACAGAAGAAAUGAUUGUUGCUCAGAGAAAAGCAAAAGCAGAAGUUAUGAGAACCUUUGUUGAAGAGUUUCUUUCAGAAGCUCAUCACAAUCAGCUUCACAUGUUCAACCCAUAAUCAA